Molecule: messenger RNA, 1758 nt
Organism: Microdochium trichocladiopsis
Lineage: Eukaryota; Fungi; Ascomycota; Sordariomycetes; Xylariales; Microdochiaceae
Product: thiamine pyrophosphate enzyme, N-terminal TPP binding domain-containing protein
Exons: 2
Biological process (GO): L-valine biosynthetic process
Cellular component (GO): mitochondrion; acetolactate synthase complex
Molecular function (GO): acetolactate synthase activity; magnesium ion binding; thiamine pyrophosphate binding
Source: RefSeq, a predicted model, not a curated record
UACUCCACGUCUUCAGCCUUUUUCGAGUCUCUCGCUCAGGCCGGCGUUAGCUAUGUCUUUGUCAACCUCGGCUCCGACCACCCAGCGAUAAUGGAGGCUCUCGCAGCCGAAACCCGGCGCAGCGGUACUUCCAAGGGGCCCUCCAAGUUCCCCAAAGUUAUCACUGUGCCGCACGAGUUCGUCGCGCUGUCCAUGGCCGACGGCUUCGCGCGUCUCACUGGCAAGCCGCAGUGCGUGCUGGUUCAUGUGGACGUCGGCACGCAAGGGCUCGGCUGUGCGAUGCACAACUCAUCAAUCGCCAGAAGUCCCGUUCUCGUAUUCGCGGGGCUGUCGCCAUACACGCUCGAGGGCGAGCUCCGCGGAUCCAGAACAGAGUAUAUCCACUGGCUGCAGGACGUGCCGGACCAGAAGGCUAUUGUGGCGCAGUACUGCCGGUACGCAGGUGAGUUCAAGACCGGCCGCAACGUCAAGCAGAUGGUCAACCGCGCACUGCAGCUCGCGACGAGUGACCCCAAGGGACCCGCGUAUCUCAUGGGCGCACGAGAGGUCAUGGAGGAGGAGAUUGACGAGUACGACCUCGACCAGGAGGUGUGGCACGGGAUCGAGCCUGCCGGCCUGUCACCUGCUGGUGUGGAGAACAUUGUCGAGACACUCGUGACAGCAGAGCGGCCGGUCAUUGUGGUCGGCUAUACCGGGCGCAAUCACGCAACAGUACCGCUGCUGGUGAAACUCGCCGAGGCGAUCCCUGGUGUCAGAGUGAUUGACGCCCUCGGCAGCGACGUGUGCUUCCCCUUCAGCCACAGGGCGUACAUUGGCGUGCGGAUCGGCAAGCACGCAGCCAUUUCUGGAGCCGACGCCAUCCUCGUGCUCGACUGCGACGUGCCCUGGAUCCCGACGCAGUGUCCGCUCAGUCCUGGCGUCAAGAUCCUCGAGGUUGGCGUCGACCCGCUCAAGCAGAACAUGCCACUACACUACAUUCCGGCGACGCACCGGUACCGCGCCGAUGCGGCUGUGGCCCUGCAGCAGCUCAACGACUUUGUGGCGACCAGACACGUUGAUCUGGCUUCCCAAGAGCCAUUUGUAUCCCGCUGGACAGCUCUCGAGCAGACGCGGAGAGAAGAGAUCAAGGCUGCCGACCGCCUCGCUGCACCACCCGCAGAUCUGCAGGCUACCCCCGCCAGUACAUCCUUCUUGUGCUCGGAGCUGCGCAAGGCCUGCCCGGAAGACACGAUCUGGUGCAUCGAGGCCGUGUCCAAUGCCAUGUUUGUCUAUGACCAGUUGCGCGUCGACAAGCCCGGUCACCUGGUCAACGGCGGUGGCGGUGGUCUCGGCUGGUCGGGCGGCGGCACACUGGGCGUCAAGCUGGCUGCUGACUACUUGGGCCAGGGCAACUUUGUGUGCGAGAUUGUCGGCGACGGGACGUAUCUGUUUGGUGUGCCCAGCACGGUGUACUGGGUCGCCCGACGGUACAAGCUGCCGACGCUGACCAUCGUGCUGAGCAACAAGGGCUGGAACGCGCCGCGCAUCUCGAUGGAGCUGGUGCACCCGCAGGGCCACGGGUCGCAGGUGAGCAACGAGGAUCUCAACAUCUCGUUCAGUCCGACGCCCGACUUUGCGGGGAUUGCCAGGUCGGCCUCGGGCAACACGGCGUACGCGGCGGUGGUGAGGACGGCGGGCGACUUGUUGCGGGUGCUGCCAGAGGCGGUGGCGGCUGUGCAGGGCGGCGUGUCGGCGAUCAUCGAGGCGAGAGUCCAAGGG